CUGGGAGAACAUGGUAAAACCUUGUCGCUUUAGCCUAGCAGCUGCGUUUUCGUUUCUUUUUCUUCUUUUCUCUUUUUUUCCCAGUAAAUGGGCCGCUUUCAAUCUAAAGUAACAAGGCAAUACCCCGGACACGAAGUCCCCAUUGUUCUCUCUUCAGAAACUGCUUUUAGUGUUGGUGAAGUUGAAGCACUCUUUGAACUGUUCAAGAGCAUCAGCGGUUCGGUGAUCGAUGAUGGGCUAAUCAACAAGGAAGAGUUUCAAUUAGCUUUGUUCAAGAAUAGGAAGAAGGAAAACAUUUUUGCAAAUCGGAUCUUCGAUUUAUUUGACGCGAAGAAGAAGGGAGUCAUUGAUUUUGGUGACUUUGUUCGAGCACUCAAUGUCUUCCAUCCAAAUGUCUCACAAGAGGACAAAAUUGAUUUUGCAUUUAGACUUUAUGACAUGGAUGGAACUGGUUUUAUCGAGCGUAAUGAGGUCAAGCAAAUGCUGAUUGCGCUUUUAUGUGAAUCUGAAAUGAAGUUGGCCGAUGAAACCAUCGAGGCGAUUCUUGAUAAGACAUUCUUGGACGCUGACAUGAAUCAGGAUGGAAAGAUCGAUAUAUCCGAAUGGAAAAACUUCGUAUCACGGAACCCAUCACUUUUAAAAAUCAUGACCCUUCCAUACCUGAGGGAUAUAACGACUACAUUUCCGAGCUUCAUUUUUCAUUCUGAAGUUGACGAGAUUGCCACAUAAUUGUUGGAGUUUGUAAUGGGCUUUAGCAUGUCCAUGCAUACAUUAGUUGAGAAAUGUUUUUUUACGUGAUUUGUGUGGAGUCCGCCGCUCUGCGUAUCGCCUCGUGCUCGCGGUAUCCUAUAUCCAGUAUCACUUGUAAGAAAGAGUUCAUUAUGUGCAAAAGCUAAAGCCUAGAAGGAAAUUAUGCGAA
This is a messenger RNA of Hibiscus syriacus, 919 nucleotides long. RefSeq names its product calcineurin B-like protein 1. The transcript is spliced from 8 exons. The coding region runs from base 88 to 729 and encodes 213 amino acids. Lineage: Eukaryota; Viridiplantae; Streptophyta; Magnoliopsida; Malvales; Malvaceae. The record is from RefSeq and is a predicted model, not a curated record. Gene Ontology annotation, biological process: calcium-mediated signaling. Gene Ontology annotation, molecular function: calcium ion binding; kinase binding.